Ictalurus furcatus (blue catfish) is the source of this 2900-nucleotide messenger RNA. It is a transcript of the gene ppp1r14d, whose product is annotated as protein phosphatase 1 regulatory inhibitor subunit 14D. Lineage: Eukaryota; Metazoa; Chordata; Actinopteri; Siluriformes; Ictaluridae. The transcript is spliced from 4 exons. Gene Ontology annotation, biological process: regulation of phosphorylation. Bases 2055 to 2420 code for a protein of 121 amino acids. Gene Ontology annotation, cellular component: cytoplasm. The record is from RefSeq and is a predicted model, not a curated record. Gene Ontology annotation, molecular function: protein serine/threonine phosphatase inhibitor activity.
AAUACUAUUAUGUAACCUUACAGCUCAUACAAGGACAGUAAUGAAAGGUAAUGGGCAUCAUAAAAAUGCUGUUUAUUAUUGUUUAUCCUGCUUCCUGCUUUCCUUCAGAUUAUGAGAAAGACUAUAAAUCUAUAUAUUUUCCAUACCACUUAUCCUACACAAGCUUGCUUUGGGGCCUGGAGCCUAUCCCAGGGAACUUAACGCACAAGGUGGGGGACACCCUGGACAGGGUGCCAGUCCAUCGCAGGGCACAAUCACAUACACACUCACACACCCAUUCAUACACUACGGGCACUUUAGACACACCAAUCAGCCUACCAUGCAUGUCUUUGGACUAGAGGAGGAAACCCCUGCAGCACGGGGAGACCAUGCAAACGCCACACACACGGCCCCGGCGGGAAUCGAACCCCGGAGGUGUGAGGCAAACGUGCUAACCACUAAGCCACCGUGCGCCCCCUCUGACAGUAGUGCUGGCUAUAAUUUAAAUCACAGGUUUUAAUUAAUGUGUUCAUUAUCGUUUCUAUAGUAACGCCUAACCUACAGGGACAUACAUAAUCUAAGGCUAAUAAUAAAUGGUUAAAAAUAACGUGUUUUUAGAAAAACAUAAUCCUUGAUAUGGGCAAGCCUUAUUUCUCGAAGGAUUUGUUUAUUUAACAUGUAUGGAAGGAGACUCCAGUGUCAGUGCUUUGCAACAGCCAGUAAGUUUUCUGCCAACAGAAAGUCUCCGGUAGACUCAGUUUCUUGGCAACAUGACAAGCUGGGUUUUUAUGUCUUGUUAACUUCAAGAGAUAGGUAAAAAUAGAAAAGCUGAUGAGGGAAUGAUUGUUUAUAGCUGUUUAUAACGGUUAUAAGUAAUACCAGGUACUAAUUUGUGUUGCUGACGUGUGGAAUUAUAAUCGUUGCCAAAUGGCUGUGGUAUAAGAGGAAUGAAAAACAUUAGGACGUGCUGUUGUACAAAAAUAAUCCACUUUGGGGUGGCAUCAUGCCAACCUGUUGUUGAUUAGUUUCCUAUAACAGCAUGUCCUAUGGUGUGUAAUUACUUACAUGCUACACUAUGUUAUUAUCCACAUUAGUAUCAAUAUCAAUAUAUUUUGGCCUUUCUCUGUAAAUGUGUUCAUGAUCUUUAGCAUUUCUACAGUACUGUUCUGUACAAAUCGUCAACCUCAGUGCUUCACUAGACAGUAUUCGCUAAGGUAGAGUUUUUUUGUCUGCAGUUUGUGGGCAAUCUAUGUAAAUUACAACUGACACACUAAUCAUUUACUUUAAGUGGGACAGGUAUUGAUGCACAGUAAGCAUAUGACCAUGUCUCUCUAUCAUGUUUAAUGAAAACACAACAAAAGCCAAAUCCAUUACACCCCAAUGUUUCCGGGCACAGGAUAUUCAACCUGCAUAAAACACUAUUAGCACUGACAAUUGGAUUCUAAGCUUCCAAGCUAAUAUUGAAUUCCCAGAGCUCGGUGGGUAUACAGACUAAGCAGAUAUAUUGCAGCAACAUGCAAUACCCCCCCCCCCCUCCAUUAAGCCCUUUACAGUGUAAGCUGUGUGAACUGUGGAGGUAACAUAAAAGUGGGUGUUUUUCAGUCAACUUCCUGCCCUCUGUCAAUCAUCUUAUACUCCUCUGCUUAUCAGUCUCUCUGUGACCUGUGCUCGCGGACUCUCAUAAAACACUCUGGGAAACAACACACAUACACUCUCUCUCUCUCUCUCUCUCUCUCUCUCUCUCUCUCUCUCCCUCUCUCUCUCUCUCUCUCUCUCACACACACACACACACACACACACACACACACACAAAGGCGUCUUCCAUUACAAGCCUCCAAAGGAACAGGCGGCGAGCGUACAAGUAGCUGAAAGACAGUGAGAGAAAGACAGAUAGAAGAAGAGCUGUAAUAGAAAGCCAGCUAGAGGGGCUGUUGGACAGAGCGGAGAGAUCCAAGCAAAGAGAGAGGGAGGGAGACAGAAAGAGAGGGGACGAGAGAGAGAGAGAGAGAGAGAGAGAGAGAGUGAGAGGUGAGAGAGACGGCUUGCCGAUUGCUCUCCCUGGUUUGUGUGCAGCUAUGGCAGCCAUGGAGUCAGAGCCAGGCACCCAGUCCAGGGUGAUGUUUCAGACCAAAGAGGAGGAGCCCCCUCAUCGCAAGCUGGGCAAACUAACAGUGAAAUACGACCGUAAAGACCUCCAGAGGAGAUUGGACAUUGAGGAGUGGAUCGAUGGGCAACUACACCUGCUUUACGACUGUGAGGAGGAAGAGAUUCCUGAACUAGAAAUUGACAUUGAUGAACUUCUGGAGCUCCCAGAUGAAGAACAGAGAACCAAACUACAUGAGCUUUUGCAAGAAUGUGGAAAGCCAAAAGAGGAUUUUAUCAAUGGUUUACUUUAUCGGAUGAAGGGACUGCGCAAGAUGUCAGGGCCCCUCAAGAAAUAGUACUACAAUAGGUCAAAAUCCACAAGCAAGAUAAUGUGAAAAACAGUAUGUCUGAAAAUCCAUAUUCACCUGUAUAGAGUUGAACAUCUGUCAAUGGAAUUAUGUAAAAACACUGAAUUUCCCUUGACAAGUGAGUCAAGAAGGGAGCUGUCCAUAAAUGUUAUUAAAAAAAUUAUUAUCCUUUAUGUACAUUUCUGACACUUCUUCCAGCAGAUAUAGGGUUGCGUCAUAGAUAAAAUUGUACUGUCUAUUACUCAAUUUUUUUGUGCCUUGUAAAUUUUUGGUUGUCUAUUUAUAUGUUUUUGUUCUGAAAAACACUGUAUGUGAUCAUAAAGAAUACCUUUUCAAGUGGAGACUGUUGGUGAUUUUUAACGAUGCUGUGAAAUGUUUUCCUCUUGGUUUAGUAAUUAACUGUUAAAUGCCACAGUUUGGUGAAAGGUCCUUGUGAGUUUGCAAGGACGUAGUUGCAUUUACAUAUAA